Emericellopsis atlantica is the source of this 1681-nucleotide messenger RNA. RefSeq lists its product as uncharacterized. The record is from RefSeq and is a predicted model, not a curated record. Bases 1 to 1314 code for a protein of 437 amino acids. The transcript has 3 exons. Lineage: Eukaryota; Fungi; Ascomycota; Sordariomycetes; Hypocreales; Bionectriaceae.
AUGAAGCACUCUACCUUGAUCGCCCUCCUACUGCCCCUCGGUGGCGUGCACGCUGUUGAACUGCUCUCCACUGACUAUUGGGACAUUGGCACGGACAUCCAGGGUCCGGAGCGACUGAAUGGCGUGAGCUACCAGGAAGAUGUACUCAUCACGCAUGGCAACCAUCAAUAUGUCACUUUUUACGACACGGCGCCGGCCGGGUACCUCCACCACUACGUCAACGUCGGGCGACGACAGGUGUCGCCCUCGUUGGGAGAAUGGGAGUUUCUCACCCUUACGGACUAUGUGCAGACGACCAUGGAUGGCCACAACAUGAUCUCGAUGGGUAUUUCCGGAGACGGACGAAUCCAUCUCAGCUUUGACCACCACGACGUCCCGCUCAAUUACAGGGUGUCGACAGGUGGCAUCGCGGAGGAUGUCCCGCAAGAAUGGACGGCGGACCUCUUCGGCCCUGUAAUCCACGAGCUCCCGGGUUCGGAAGGGCCCUGGGAUCCAUUGACGUAUCCUCGUUUUCAAAACCUUGACGGGGGAGACAUGCUCCUCGAGCUCAGAAUCGGAGGCUCUGGCGAUGGCGACAGCUACAUUCACCGCUACUCCGUCGAGUCGGGCGACUGGACCCCCUACGGCAUGUACAUCCAGGGCAACGACAACAAUGCCUACAUAAACGGUCUAGAUACCCACGACGGCAAGCUAUACACCUCCUGGACAGUAAGGGAAACACCCGACGCAAACACGAAUCACGAUCUUUUUUUCGCGUACUCCGAGGAUGCUGGCCAGACUUGGCUCAACAGCCAAGGAGAACAGCUCACCAAACCCAUCCUGGCCGACUCGCCCGACGCCAUGAUCUGGGAGGUUCCUCAGAACAGCGCCAUGGUCAACCAGGAAGGUCAGCUCGUCGAUGCGCAGGGCCGCUUCCACAUGCUCAUGAGGGGCAACACCUCGGGAGAACAACUCUACGAGCACUAUCUUCGCGACACGGAGGGCCAGUGGACGGUCAAUCUGAUCAACCCCGGUGACAUCUCGGGUCCUGACCUGUACGCACCACGGGGGAAGCUCGCGGCCGACAGGACAGGCAACACGCUGGUUGCGCUGCUGCCCGACGAGCCCAAGUUGGAGACGCGAAUCUACACCGCGAGCGCCUCGGACGGUUUUCGGUCCUGGGCUCUGUUGACUGUCAUUCCGAACGCAUCAACAGAGCCAUUGUAUGAUCAGAAGCGGUUGAGGGAUGAUGAUAUUUUGAGUGUCUUUGUCCGACAGGGCGGGCCCUAUCCAGAUCGGAAACUCCAAGUCUGGGACUUUCAACUCGCGUUUUGAGGGUCCCGGCCCAGCACAGACUAGAAGAUAGCAAUGGCAUUCGGGGGACUCGCGCAGCCUCCCGGCAGAUUCAGGGGGGCACUCGUGAGGAAGAAGGACCAUCUCUGCUGUACCUCGCAUUCUCUGCUCAGCGCUUCUAGAUCCCACAGUUCCCCCAUGGGCAUGCCCCAGCCCGCGAGUAAAAAGUCGUGCAGCCCUAGCAGGCAGUCAGUGAAUAUGACCAAGGAUUGCUUCUGCGGUGGACCUACGCCAUUUGUCAUCCAUGGGGACCACUUCGACGCCGUUGUUGUCGCUCGCCACAGCGGCAAAGUGGUUGUCCCACAGCCAUUCGAGAGUCUCUUCGCAUCCCUUGAGGCCAGCCCAUGCA